UCCUCACGGCUUCGGACAACAAAAUUUCUAUCUACACAAAGAUGGCAGACCCAGAGUUAGAGGCGAUCCGAGCUCGGAGAAUGGCUGAAAUGCAGCAGCAAAUGGGGUUGCCAGCAGGGGUAGACAGUGGUGCUGGCUACCCUGGUGCAUAUCAGCAGGGAGGGGGUGACCAAAAAGCUGAGCAGCAAGCCAGACAAGAAGAAAUGAAGAACACAAUUCUGGCAGGAAUCCUGGACCAGGCAUCUCGUAGCAGAUUGAACAACUUGAAGUUGGUGAAACCAGAGAAGGCAGCGAUGGUAGAGAACAUGUUGAUCCAGAUGGCACAGACUGGACAGGUACAGGGGAAGAUCGGUGAAGAUCAGCUGAAGAAUAUCCUAGAGCGUGUUAGUGAGCAGGCAAAACCAGUGGGAAAAGUCAAGUUCCAACGUAGGAAAGUUUUUGAUGAUGACAGCGAUGAUGACUACUAGUCUUUGAGAAGGGCCAAGGCACCCAUGUCAUCAGCAAUGUGCCUCGUACUAAAAUAAAGGGACUGCCAUUUGGACUUGCACCUAGUGCAUAUGACUGUUCUUGCAGCUACAACUACAUAACUACAGAUGCUUCAGAAGGAUAAGCAGUAUUGUAUGAGGGACUGUAUAUGUUUCCUGUAAUACUCUAAGUAGAUGGUGAUUUCAGCAUUGCAACAUAUACUGUGGAAGCUUAGCAAUAAGAUGUCAGCACCAAAACACUUUAAAUUAAUACUGUACUGUCUCUCGGUACAUCAUAGAUAUAUUCUGUCAAAUGAUUAUGAUCCCGUUUUUCAAGGGAAACUAAACAGCAUUCACAUUAUGCUUAAAAUGUUUGAGAAAUUUUUGAGAUUAUGUAUUGCAAAGCUAGUUGCUGUGAAACAUACACUAUUCAUUUGUACAAGGUAGCAUCAUUUAUGCGUGCCACUUUUUUGUAGUUUUUGGCUGAAAAACAUAAUAUUUAUAGUUUUCAUGGUGUGACUAUUACUAAUACAUGUCUAGGUU
Messenger RNA from Branchiostoma belcheri (Belcher's lancelet), 1007 nucleotides. RefSeq names its product programmed cell death protein 5-like. Gene Ontology annotation, cellular component: nucleus; cytosol. Bases 42 to 467 code for a protein of 141 amino acids. The record is from RefSeq and is a predicted model, not a curated record. NCBI's taxonomy places the organism in Eukaryota, Metazoa, Chordata, Leptocardii, Amphioxiformes, Branchiostomatidae. Gene Ontology annotation, molecular function: DNA binding. The transcript has 7 exons.